Molecule: messenger RNA, 4158 nt
Organism: Dromiciops gliroides (monito del monte)
Lineage: Eukaryota; Metazoa; Chordata; Mammalia; Microbiotheria; Microbiotheriidae
Product: acrosin-like
Exons: 5
Coding region: 1-1344 (447 amino acids)
Biological process (GO): acrosome reaction; proteolysis
Molecular function (GO): serine-type endopeptidase activity
Source: RefSeq, a predicted model, not a curated record
AUGGGAGGGACUAGGAUGCUGUGGCAAAUAGCACUGCUGUCCCUCGUGGGCACUGUGGGCACUGACGCUGAUACGUCAUGCUCGGGCCUCUGUGGACAGAGACCAUUGGCCAAGAAAUUUGGCACUCGCAUUGUUGGGGGCGUGGACGCACGCCCAGGGGCUUGGCCCUGGAUAGUCAGUAUGCAGCUAGCAUAUUGGAAUGGCAGGUACAGGUACCACAUCUGUGGGGGCUCCCUCAUAGCUCCAAAUUGGGUUCUCACCGCUGCCCACUGCUUCAGCAAUAACAACACUAACUUGAACAUGUGGCGGAUGGUGAUUGGCGCAUGGGAGAUUCAGAUUGGGUGGACCUACGGCUCCAUAGACCCCAAAGUGCAGGAGAGAAGGCCCAUCAAGAUUCUCAUACAUGAAAAUUACAAUGGAAAUACUCAGAAAAAUGACAUUGCACUGAUCCAGAUGGACAGACCGAUACAGUGUGGGGACUUGGCACGUAUUGCCUGCCUGCCCAGGCCCGGCGAGUCCCCAGUCAAGCCCGAGGAGCGCUGUUACAUUGCUGGCUGGGGGUACAAAGUGGAAGGUGGUUCCCCAUCUCGGAUACUCCAGGAAGCCCAGGUGAACAUCAUCGAUGUGAGGACAUGCAACGGAAGCCGUUGGUACUAUGGGCACAUUCACCCAACCAACCUUUGUGCCGGCUAUCAGGAGGGAAAGAUUGACACUUGCCAGGGGGACAGUGGUGGGCCGAUCAUGUGUAAAGACAAGUACAGUGACACCUACGUGGUGGAUGGCAUCACAAGCUGGGGGUCUGGCUGCGCCCGGGCCUUUCGGCCAGGCAUCUACACGUCCACCUGGCACUUUCUGGACUGGAUCUCCUCCAAGAUUGGGCCGGCCUCCGUCAUUGCCGACCUCCCUCCUCGAACCACUACCCCGCCCACAACCACGACCACGACCCCACCCCCUCCCCCUCCCACCACAACCGUGAAAACAGUCCCACCCUGGAUCUGGCCCCCCACUUACAGACCCUGGAUCACGAGGCCCAGAACCACUUAUAAGCCCUGGUGGAUGAGGACCUCCACCCCCCACUUCUGGAUCACCCAUUACAGGCCCUGGAAGGGCGCUUCACCCCACAUCUGGCCCCAGACCUACCAGCCCUGGGCCCCAACCACUGCCUUACCAGGCCCCGUGCCUACUCACCCACCCAUGUAUACUGCCCUCCGGCCCUGGGUCUCCAGUCCCGUGAUGGUCAAAGCCCAGGUUCGGGGCCCCAAUCAGGACUCCCCCCUCACAGUCUCCUUCCCCAAGCGCCUGAGGUUGCUCAUGGAAUCUAUGAAGAGCAACAGGUCUGCCUAGGGCUCUGUCUGGAGAGCGCUGUCCGUGGGUGGUGGGCCGCAGGCCGGCUUCAGCCCAGGCCUUCUGCCCUCGGCCCUGGAAAUGGGCCAAUAAAGUCGCCUGUGAAGCUGGUCCUGCCUGCUAGCUCUGCCCCACCCCCACCCCCACUUCAUGGCCUUGGGAGACCAAGGGGGCCAGGAGGAGCCGGGACACUCAGCCAGAGGCAGAACCAUUUAUUUAGUAAGCAGCCUCUGCUCUGCCAGACUCUUGGAUAACCUAAGGGCUGGACGGGGCUUUCAGCCCCGGCCUUGAAGCCCCAAGGCCAGGGGGCUCAGCUGGGAGGUCUCUCCCCACCUCCAGAGAGGGAGGCUGGGCUCUGGCGCCGAGGACCUGGCCUCCCACUAGGUCUCUGCUGCAAACCAUCUCACUUCCUGAGGUUUCCUCAGGUGGCUGGGACAAGGGUAGACUAGAUGAUCUCUGGGGUCCAUGACUGGGCUAGGCAGAAGAACAUCCAGGCUGUCCCACCUGCUCCUGCCCCUGGCAUCUCCUCCCCUGGUCCUUCCUCCCAUUCUGAAGUGCUGCCCCAGGUGCCCCAGGACAGUGCUGCCCCUGCCCCUCCCAGGGUGCCGGGGAUGAAAAGCCUCAGAACAAAGUCCUCACGGGCAUCCUGCGUGGGCCUCAGAUGGGGCUGCAGUGGUCAGGAAACCUGGUCCUGCCCACUGCACAACAGCCCUGGUGCCUUUGCCCCUCCCUCUCAGUCCAGCCUGCCUUGGCUUCCUAUAACUGGGCCUCCUCUCCCUCCUGGUCUCCUUGUGAACAUCCCCCAGGUCAUUCAACAUCCUCCCUAAAAUGUGAAAUCCAAACCCACUACCCAAGACGCUCCUCACCCCAGACCUCCACCCUUGUGGGAUGUAGCUCUAGGUAGCUUCCCACUGGGGGCUUGUCAAGGGACACCGAAGACACGCGCUGACCCGGCAGCCUCCGGGCCUCCCCCAUUGCGUAUUUGUGGGGCUGACUGUCCUAGCCCAGGAAAGUGAGGAUCUGUUCUAGGCUGCUCUAGGCCACAAAGAACUAGACUUGGCAGGCGCCUCUUUCCAGGAUGGCUUCCACGACCACCGGGCUGGUGAAGAUGAUGGCAGCAUGUCACAGAAUCUGGAGCUGGGAGGGACAGAACCCACUCCUCCAGCCCCUGCCACCACAUCCCCAGCAGGGCUGUGGUCUCUGUGUGAAUGCCUUGGGGGUGGGAGCCCAGCUCUGCCUUGGGCAGCUCCCCUGGUCAGGACCCCUUCCCUCACCGCUCCUGGGCUCUGGGACAACCGGCCCCCACUGCCUCCCCCAGCACCGUCCCAUGUCCAGCAGACAAGGGCCCGCCUAGAAAGCCCCAUGGGAGGCGCUCUGGCCCACCCUGCUGGGCUGUCCAAGGGGUAGGGGGUGGGGGGGAGGUUCUGCACCAACAGUGAAGCUCAGCAUCCUUCGGGAUGUGUUGGAAAAUGGGAUUCUUUCUCCCCUGCAGAUCCCCACUCUAGAUCAUACCCGCCCUCUGAUGAGGGAAGUCUGGUUUUUGGUUUUCCCUUAUCCAUCUUCUUUAGACGUUUUUCUUUCCUGGUUGUUUUGUUCUGUUUUUGAGGGGGGCGGGGGGAGGAGGUUCCUGAAGCCACUUGCUCCCUGGAGAAAGAAGUCAUCCACACUGCUCCAGCCUCUGCUUGGCACUGGCUCUUCACAGCCAGGGCCCCUCCUCCCUUUCCAGGUUCUCUCCAUCCUCCCCUCCCCCCAGAACCACUCCAAUCCCAACCUCAGCAGGAAGCCCCUCCUCAGCUCACCCCCAGCCUGGCAGUCAAGGCCUUCCCCUCAGAGAGGACCUGCCCUGGGCUUCAUAUGGGCCUCUGCCAUGCCUGCUAUUUCAGGGCUUGUUAACUCAGUGCUUGAUGAAUGCCUGGGUGCAGCCUCCUCCUUGGCGCCCAUCCUAGAAGGGGGUGCCUAGCCACUGGGCCGCUCUGUCGUGUACUGGCCUCUCAGGGGUGAGUCUGAGCCAAGCCCCGAUUCCAUCCCGCCUUUCCCUCUGCUUCCCGCUCUUCAUGGGACUCCUCAAACACAGGUCUCUGGAGUGCCCUCCCAUGCCCAGGGCAGCUCACAUCACCUUCGAGGGGACCUUUCCUGACCCAUUCCGCAGCCACCACACGUGUUGGCAACCCCUUGUGGAUUGGGGUUGGCCAUCGCCUUCUCCAGCUCAUUUUACAGUUGAGGCAAACGGUGAAGUGAUUCAUCCAAGGAUACACGGUCUGAGGUCUGGGGUCGGAUUUGAACUCAGAGCACAAGGCCUGAGUUAGACACGCCUAUCUACUGCGCCCCUGCACGCUCCCCACUGCAAUCUUGUCUCCUUGGAGAGAUUAGAAGCCCUUUGAGGGCAGGGAGUUUCACUGGGGUCUUUGUCAUUUCAGUGCUUGGCACAGUGCCUGGCACACACAACUGAUCAGGCUUAUGGGCCACGCUCACCCAAAUCCCUACUUGGCCAGACACUGGAGGCCAUAGCUCUCUGGACAAGUGGGCUGAGCCCCGAGUGUGCACAAGAUGUGUGUGUGUGUGUGUGGGGGGGGUGGACCUGUCUCUAGAUACUUCAUAGGCUGGGGACGAAGUACAUUUGGAGACCUUCUCUGUCUAGGCAUGAAGCGGGCAUCUGUGAGCAGGGAGAGAACAUGUGUCAAGGCAAGGAGAUCCAAACCUCUUCAUGGACACAGGGUCUUGGGGGGGGAGGGGCGCAAUUAGAAAGUCAAGAGUUCAGGGCAAUGAGGUGGCAGUGGAUAAAGUACCAGCAUUGGAUUCAGGAGGACCUGAGUU